GUGACACAAGAGCGAUCCUCAUUCGUAAAAUGAUCGUGGCCACCAUUCAGCUGCGUUAGGAGAUCGAGAAUUACGCGUGAAUUGUCGGUUCAUCCCUUUGUUUCUGUCGGAGCGCGUGUCUGGGAGCAGUGGAUGGCUGCGCGUCAGUUUAUGUUUUCACCCCACUGAUCUUUUGCAGACUGUAAUCUUCUCAGUGUCAAACCGAAGCUGCCUUUUCUUCUGGAGCGCAUCCCAUGCGUCUUUGGAUGGUGUUUGCUCCUAAAUCUGAACUAAGAAAAGAGCUAUUAUUUUAGAAAACUUUUCCAGCGAAAGAUUAAUUUUUCGAUUAAGUGAUUUGUGCAUUUAAAUGGGGUUUUAACAUGGAAAUCUGACUACAUGUACUUCUGAAGAUAAGAAAUGGAUCAUACAAGCAAAGAGAAAUGUAUUUUUUAUUUACUUUUUUUUGCACUUUUAACAUCCACCUUGUGUUUUGGUGCAAGAAGAUCAAGUGGUCGGAGAUCUGAUCGCCUGAGUCCUCCGUUAGACAUCCAGCUAGAGACUGUCAACUGUUCUGCCUUCAGUGUACGAUGGAAGAUGCCGCGAAGACACGUCAGCACCAUCACUGGAUACAAAGUUUUUUACACCGAGUUGAAGAACAGUCGUCCGGUUGCUACAACUUCCUUGAUGGAUGUUCCUCUCAGCUUGGAAAUGCUGACAACUGGACAAUUCGAUGGACAAGCAAGCUUUGAAGUGGAUAUUGGUAACCUAAAAGUUAACACAAAGUACAGAGUCAGUGUCGGAGCGUAUGGCUGGGCAGGGGAGGGUAGACCGAGCAUGCCCAGAGAUGUCAGCACCGCUUCACAUGAAAUGUGCAUGCCCCCUUCACCCCCGACUCAACCUGUUGUCAUGGCCGUCUCGGAUACAGAGCUAGCGUUGUCGUGGCAGCAAGGAGAGACUGAGGGAAGUGCGCCUGUUCUUCACUUCCUUGUGGCUUACAUCAGGCCAGAAAUGGACACAGAGUGGACGUACAUUCGGGAACCCAUUGAGACCAACUCCAUGGUUUUAAAGGGCUUAAUUCCAGAAACAGAGUACCAGUUUGUUGUCAGAGCUGUAAACAUGCAUGGAGUCAGCCCACCAAGUCGUAUCAACAACCCUGUGCGCACGCUUGGUUCAUCAGAUGUUGGCAGUGGAGAUAUUGGCAGUUACUUCACAGAUUCUAAAUUCAAAGAUGAAGAUGGACUCGACAUAGAUGACUCUGACUAUGACAUAUUUAUUGAAGAGCUAAAGCCUUUCCCAGGAAUUGGACAAGACAAUUCCAAGUCCCAACUCCGUUCACACCCUGGUCCAUCAUCUGGUCAAAAUGUUGUUUAUCGAAUGAACACUGGAGCUUUUCCAAAUGUCACUGACCCAGCAGUUUCCACCACAGCAUCCAUCUUCCCAGACUUUACGGAUCUGCUUUUCUCAGUCACUACAGAGCCCCCCCAAACCACAACUAUCAUCCCUCCGUCCACUGACAGUUUCCCCUCGUCCACCACUACCGGCACCACAACCUUCUCCCCCUGGGAAGGUGAGGUUCCUCGCGUGUACGACCUGACCUGUGACGAUACCGUGUGUCCGCCUGACAGCUUCUGUCUUGGUGACUAUGACAGUGGCGGCUCUCGCUGCCACUGUAACCUUGGCCGGACUGGAGACACUUGCUCUGAGGUGAUUACAGUAAACUUCCCCAGGUUCUACGAAUACUCUCACAUGACCUUUGAACCCUUGAAAAACUCUUAUCAGACUUUUCAGAUCACUUUGGAUUUCAAGGCAAACUCUGAAGAUGGAUUGCUGCUGUACUGUGGAGAGAACGAACAUGGCCGUGGAGACUUUGCUUCACUGGCUCUGAUCCGAGGCAAAAUUCAUUAUAGGUUCAACUGUGGCACCGGAGCAGCUCAGAUAGUCAGCGAGAGUCAAAUUGUUGUGGGUCGGUGGCAUACUGUGACUGUUUUUAGAGAUGGCAUGAGUGGAUGGCUUCGUCUGGACAACGACACCCCCAUAUCAGGGCGCUCACAGGGUCAGUACACUAAGAUUACUUUCCGCUCGCAGUUGUAUUUGGGCGGAUCUCCGAGUACUUACUGGCUGGUUAGAGCAACAGGUACAAAUCGGGGUUUUGAGGGCUGCGUUCAGAGUCUGACCAUCAACAACAAGGUUGUAGACCUCAGGCCAUGGCCUCUCGGCAAAGCUCUGAGUGGGGCUGAUAUUGGUGAAUGCAGUGACAGUGUGUGCAACCAGGUCAGCUGUGCUAACGGUGGUGUCUGCUUUGCAAACCGUGCUGAUGGCUACAUCUGCCUCUGUCCACUUGGCUUCAGGGGACUUCUUUGUGAGGAAAGUUUCUUGCUGUCCUCUCCCCUUUUCAACGAAACUGUAUUUUCCUAUGCUGUGAUCCCGUGGCCUCAGCGCCCCCAGAACUACCUUUCCUUCAUGGAGUUUGAGGUGACAUUUUGGCCAUCCACGCCUGAUGGGGUGCUGUUGUACAGUGAUGAUGCAGCGAGUGGAGACUUCCUGGCUAUAAAUAUAGUGGACAAAUAUGUGGAGUUCAGAUUUGACUGUGGCUCUGGAGAAGCUGUCAUUAGGAGUGAUGAGCAGAUCAGUCUGGACUCAUGGCACGAGCUGAGAGUGACUCGCACAGCAAAGAGCGGCAUUCUUCAGGUGGACAGCCAGAGGGCGGUAGAAGGAAUAUCUGAGGGAGCUUUCACUCAGAUCAACUGCAGCUCACCUCUCUAUAUUGGUGGAGUGCCACAUUAUGACAAAACUAAAAGGACGGCAAGAGUAUUAAAGCCUUUCACUGGAAUUAUUCAGAAGCUCAUUCUCAAUGACCGGACCAUCUCGAUCACAGCUGGCUCUGCUGGUGGUGUAAACGUAAUCAAUUCUGCACAUCCAUGUGUGGAUAGUCCCUGUGCCAAUGGAGGGACCUGCAGGCCAAAGUGGGACGGAUAUGAGUGUGACUGCCCACUAGGGUAUGACGGGCGGCACUGCCAGAAAGAAUGUGGGAAUUACUGUUUGAACACUGUGACUGAAGCCAUAGAGAUACCACAGUUCAUUGGCAGAAGUUACCUGACCUACGACAACAGAGAUAUUCUUAAAAGAGUGUCUGGAUCGAGGACAAACCUCUUUAUGCGUUUUAGAAGCACAGCCAAAGAUGGCCUGUUGCUGUGGCGAGGAGACAGUCCACUGAGAUCCAACAGUGACUUUCUUUCCAUGGGGCUUCAGGAUGGGAAUAUCGUCUUCAGUUACAACCUGGGCAGUGGUGUGGCUAGCAUUGUUGUCAAUGGGACCUUUAGUGAUGGAAAAUGGCACAAAGUCAAAGCUGUGAGGGAUGGCCAAUCAGGUAAACUGACAGUUGAUGAUUAUGGUGCAAAAACAGGCAGAUCCCCUGGCAAGAUGAGACAGCUGAAUAUCAAUGGACCCUUAUACGUUGGGGGCAUGAAGGAGAUAGCUCUUCACACGAACAGACAGUACUUUGGAGGGCUGGUGGGGUGCGUGUCCCACUUCACGCUCUCCACUGACUAUCACUUGGCUUUGGUGGAGGAUGCGGCUGACGGGAAGAACAUCAACACUUGUUCUAUCUGAAAAACUCUUCAACAAGGUCAAGGAUCCAUUUACAGCUCAACCUUCAACGGGAUGUCUGAUCUUGAAUGUCACUUGCCCCCCCCAAAUCACCAAAAAACCCAGAGAACUUUUGAAAUGUACUUUGUGAUGUGGUUCCAGCUUAAACUAAAAAAAAAAAAACUUUCACUUUGGGUUCAGAACCUUUUUGGAAUUGGUUCUGCAGGCAUGGUUUACCUGCAAAGUUGUUUUUUUUUUUUCAUACUAAAUUUGUUUAAAAUUAAGAUUUUCUAUCUAUGACUAGAGUAUAAAAUAAUGACUUUAGAGGAUGUUGCAUUGCAAAAAGUGCUUUCAGAAAGGAAAUUCAAAGCUGGCAAAAGGAAAACAAGAUACGAAAAACUCUUGAAGGACUUUUUUCAUGGGGUGUUUUUAAUUUUAACUGUUCAUUUUCUACUGUAAACGUAUUUUGCUGGAAGAACCGAAUGAUCCAAAGGAUCAGAAGAACUUGACUUAGAGCAGCAUACCGAGACCCUUCAUACAGAAUAGGUUCUGCUUUAUCACUAGAAAAUGUUUGUUGGAUUUGUUGUGACAUUUGUAUUGUGUUUUUAAUAAUUUUUUUUUCAGACAGUAGAAGAUUUAGUUUUCUCCCGUCAGUUUUGUUGAUGUCUCAUUUGGAAGGAAGAUUAGCUGCACCUAGAGUUUUUCUUUCCUUUAGGUUUGUUUUUCUUGUAUUUAACAUUCGGUCACAUGAAUGUCUGCUGCUCACGUGGUGAGGAUUAAAUCUUUGAAAAACUUGUG
This is a messenger RNA of Oryzias latipes (Japanese medaka), 4362 nucleotides long. RefSeq names its product EGF-like, fibronectin type III and laminin G domains (gene egflam). The record is from RefSeq and is a predicted model, not a curated record. Gene Ontology annotation, molecular function: protein binding; calcium ion binding. NCBI's taxonomy places the organism in Eukaryota, Metazoa, Chordata, Actinopteri, Beloniformes, Adrianichthyidae.